Tachysurus vachellii is the source of this 2131-nucleotide messenger RNA. RefSeq names its product synaptophysin-like 2b (gene sypl2b). Gene Ontology annotation, cellular component: synaptic vesicle membrane; synaptic vesicle. The transcript is spliced from 6 exons. The record is from RefSeq and is a predicted model, not a curated record. The coding region runs from base 100 to 804 and encodes 234 amino acids. Lineage: Eukaryota; Metazoa; Chordata; Actinopteri; Siluriformes; Bagridae.
UCAUAACUCACGUGACCGCCGCUUUUGCGAAAAAGUGAAAUAAGGAAAAAAGUGACAAUUUUGCGUGCAUCUGUUCCGUCAGCGGAUCUAAAGAAAAUAAUGUCAGCUUUCUGGUUUGAUAUCAGACCUCUGAAAGUGCCGCUAGGAUUUUUGCGUAUUCUGGAGUGGGUAUUUGCCAUUUUUGCAUUUGGGUCGAUUACUAAUUAUGUCGGAACCACCAGCUUCAAUAUCCAGUGUCAAGGGACUGGUAACCAACAGAUCAACAUCUCCUUUGAAUACCCUUUUAGACUUAAUAAAGUCCGGUUUGAUGUGCCAACCUGCGAAGUCAAUAAAACAGCCAUGACAAAGUACUAUCUGAUCGGAGACUAUUCAUCUUCAGCUGAGUUCUUCGUUGCAGUUGGUGUCCUGGCCUUCCUCUACUGUACCAUCAUGCUUGUGGUGUAUGUUGGCUACUAUCAAGUAUAUAGCGAGUCAAAACGUGGACCCGUUAUUGAUCUGAUAAUAACUGGAAUCUUCACAUUCUUGUGGCUGGUGGCUUCGUCUGCCUGGGGAAAAGGCCUGACUGAUGUGAAAUGGUCUACUAGUACAUCAGAAUUCCUUUCCCUAAUCAGUGUCUGUAAGAUUAUCUUGAACAAGUGCACAUCGGGAGCCAUUCCUCUAUUUGGCCCCCUCAAUUCUUCAGUGAUUGCUGGCUUCCUGAACCUCAUCUUAUGGGCAGGAAACUGCUGGUUUAUUUUUAAGGAGACACACUUCCAUGCACAGGCUUCUCCUGCCAGUUUGCAAGGAGCAACAAGACAGCCUUGAUGAGAAGAGUAAGACAAAAUGGCUAUGCUCACAGUUGCCUGUUGCAGUUCAAACAGUUGUGUUUCGGUGACUACACUUCCUGUUUUGACACUGCAGAUCACAGGAAGCAACGGUUUGGUUUACAGUAUCAUUGUGUAAUACACUCUUUUGAAACUAGUGCAGUGCCAUUUAACCUACUCUAAAUUACUCAGACAUAAUCUCAAGAAAGCAAGAAAAUCUGAAUAAUCAUGAUUAUGGCUUACAAAUCUGAUUUACACAUGAAUCCAUUAGAAAGACACUUUACAUGCUCUAUAUUGAACACAAGAUUUUAAUAACCAAUUAGCACAGGAACUUUAGCCUAGAGCUUCCUGUCAUUGAUGACUGAUUUUGGUACUGUUUGGUACUUUGAUCAUUUUCUUUUUGAAAAACUAUUCAUUUUAAUAAAGAGUCAUGUAUAUUUAGGAAUUUAGAAAAAAAUCCCCAGGCAAUGUGACCUUAAGAGAUGACAUGUGAAUGAUAAAAAUAGAUUAUUUGCUGAUAGAUUGUUACAGUAGAUUUGGGGAUAUCUGUUAAAGAAACUAUGCAUACAGCAUGAACUACGAAAUGCAUUUGAGAUGCCUUCAUUUAUUUAUUUUUUUUUCAUUUUCACGUGAAAUAGACCAUUACAAUAACAUUUCUUGUUUUUUUUUUUUAAGCACUGUUAUUUUUAAAUGAUUUAGAUUUACUGAAUGGUUUCAUGUUCAUGUACAAGUCUUCUUAUUCAAUUUUGGUACAGUAGUUUUCUACCCAUUUUUUAGUAAUAUAAAAGCGUUUUGUUCAUUUGUUAGCAUGUAUGAUGCCCAAAUGUGGCUUGGAAAAUUGUGUUGUUUUUAUAUUAUAAACUUUUUAUAAAUCUCUAUAAAUUAUAUUAUGUUGUUUUUUAUAUUGUGUAUGCACUGAUGAGCCUGUUCAUCAUGUUUUGUGGUUAAGAAUCUGUUAAACCAAGGCAAAAAAAUAAAAAUAAAAAAUACAAAUACUUUUACUGUAAAACUGACUUAACUUUACUAGGUGAUUGUAAGCUCUAUAUGACACAACCAUAUUUUAAUUAAAGGAAAAUUCCACUGUGAAGAUGUUUCCACAUGUAUAUUGACAUAUGAUGUUUUUACUGAUUCUGGUAGUAAUUUGUUGGUUGCUGCUGUAUAUCUGAUAUUCCUGUGAUAAGUGCAUUUGUGUUGUGAUGAAUAUGAUAAGAUUAUUACCUCCAAGAUUAUUACUGGCCACAUAAUCUGCUGUUUGUUUUUAGAAUUUCAUCCAAGAAUCUCCUGUCCAUGGAAUGCUAAAUGCUUUCAAGUAAAGUUGUGUUCUGUUA